UUUCUAUCUGAAAGAAGUUGUUUGAAGGAUAGUAAUUAAUAUAGAAUGGACAAGGAAAUAGAAUUGCAUGAGUAAUUGUGCCUAAUGUGUGCUGAUGACACAGAUGGAGGAAUAACCAUGUACUUGGGUAAUCGGUUGAUCUCUGAUAAAUAAAAUUCUUAGGAAAUUUUGAAUUUAUUAAUUAUUUAAUUAUAAUUUUAUUAACAACCUCAAUCUUUUAGGCUUGAUGAUAUGAAAAGUAAAAAAUUUCGAAUUUAUUAAGAAAUUAGCUUCUUCUUUCUAUUAAAAAUUUACCUUUCCUAGCUCCCAAUAUUUCCGUGAGAAUAAAGGCUUAGUACUUAAUAUUCAAUGCAGAAAUACAUGUCUAAACAUUUACUCUAUUAUAACCUAAUUAAAAUAGGUUUGCUUGACUCAAUGGCCAAAUUCAUUAGCCCCAUCAAUAAGUUAACUAAUAUUAAAUUACCUAUUCUUACAAAGGCUUAAGAUGUUAGGAAAUAGGAAGUGAUAAAUUUAUUUAUUUAACUACAUAAUUCUAGCAACUAAUGGUUGUUGAGAACAUUGUAGGCAUUUGAUUGAGCUCCACUCAAUUAAAGUGACAUCACAAUUUUAAAGACCAGAUAUAUAAAUUAUAAAUCAACUGGUUUUUAUGGUUGUUUAUAUUUCUUGCUAAGCAUGGCCUAAUGAGAGAUCUUACUGCAAUUUUAUUACAGUUGUUAAUGCAGUUUUAUUAGGCCUUAGACUUUUCAGGUUAUUCAGGUCACUUUGUUUCACUAAUUAGCAAUUCAUUUUGCCUAAGCAAAAAGUAAUUUCACCUUCUUUUUGUUAAUAUUUCUUGCAGAUUAUGUGCCCGUGUCAGUGAAAUUGGGUAACAACCUGAAUCUCUUCUUCUACUUUUUUUAACAUGUCAUUCCUUAAGAUUGAGAUUAAAAAUAGUUUACCAUGCAAACAAGACACAAAUAUUAGUGACAUUAACAUGAAACAACAUAUAUUGGGCUUAAUUACUAGGAUUAAGAAGGUGUGUAGUUGUAAGUCUAACUAUAUUUUCAACUUAAAAUUAAAAAAGCUGACAGGUGCAACAAGAAAUUUGUUUUCUUAUGCUAAUUUCGGUUAUGUUUCUGCACAGUAUUAUUUUACCUUGAAACAAAGACUGCCUUGGGGAUUCCAUGUGUGGUGGCAUUUUUGAUAUAUAAGUGGCGUAAGAGACAUUUAUCAAUGUAUGAUGCUAUUGAAGAAUUUCUGCAAAGCCAAAUUAACCUCAUGCCAAUUAGGUACUCUUACUCAAAUAUUAGGAAGAUGUCCAAAGGUUUCAAGGACAAAUUGGGUGAAGGAGGCUAUGGCUCUGUAUAUAGAGGAAAGCUUGAAAGUGGCCCUCUAGUAGCUAUAAAGAUGUUGGGUAAACCCAAAGCUAAUGGGCAAGAAUUUAUCAAUGAAGUUGCAACAAUUGGAAGGAUUCACCACGUGAAUGUGGUGCAACUCAUUGGUUUUUGUGCUGAGGGACCAAAACGUGCCCUUAUAUAUGAAUUAAUGCCUAAUGGUUCUCUUGAAAAAUACAUUUUUUCUCGAGAAGGAUGUAUUCCCUUAAGUAUUGAAAAAACAUAUAAGAUUUCUCUUGGAGUGGCUCAUGGGAUUGAAUAUCUACAUCGAGGAUGUGACAUGCAAAUUUUGCAUUUUGAUAUUAAGCCUCAUAACAUUCUUCUCGAUGAGAACUUCAUUCCCAAAGUUUCUGAUUUUGGGCUUGCAAAACUUUAUUCAAUGAAUGAUUGCAUAGUGUCGUUGACUGCUGCAAGAGGAACAUUAGGAUAUAUAGCUCCAGAGUUGUUCUAUAAAAACAUUGGAGGGGUCUCCUAUAAAGCUAAUGUUUAUAGUUUUGGCAUGUUAUUGUUGGAAAUGGCAAGCAGAAGAAAGAACGUGAAUGCAUCCGCGGACCAUUCAAGCCAACUUUACUUCCCAACUUGGGUCCAUGGCCAAUUUUGCGAAGGAAAUUAUAUAGAAAUAGAAGAUGCCACAGAGGAGGAGAAGAAAAUCGUUAAGAAGAUGAUCAUAGUUGCAUUAUGGUGCAUACAAAUGAAGCCUAGUGACCGUCCUUCAAUGAACAAAGUUGUAGAAAUGCUUGAAGGAGAAGUUGAAUGCUUACAAAUGCCUUCCAAGCCUUUCCUAUCAUCAUCACCAAGGAGACCAACAAGGGAUGUAAGAGACAACUUAAAUUCAACUAGUUCAUCAUUUCAAUCAGGUGAAUCAAGUCAAUUGACUAAAAUUUAAAU
This is a messenger RNA of Quercus robur (English oak), 2261 nucleotides long. RefSeq names its product rust resistance kinase Lr10-like. Gene Ontology annotation, biological process: protein phosphorylation. Bases 1213 to 2259 code for a protein of 348 amino acids. Gene Ontology annotation, molecular function: ATP binding; protein kinase activity. The transcript has 3 exons. The record is from RefSeq and is a predicted model, not a curated record. Lineage: Eukaryota; Viridiplantae; Streptophyta; Magnoliopsida; Fagales; Fagaceae.